AUGGAACGCACCUAUCUUCUACCCUGUCGGUCUCCUUCAGCCUCUCUGAGCAUCAGUCCCGACAGAUCUCAGUUCCUUGAAUAUAUGUCUUUCUCUCUGAGCUGUGAGGUUCAGGUGAGUUCUACUGGAUGGAGACUGAAGAGAUACACAGCGACUGUGAAACCGUCAGAGUCUGGAGUCGACUGGGGGUUCAAUCAAUCCAACUACGUCGUCAAGACAGCCAAAACAUCAGACAGUGGAGUGUACUGGUGUGAGUCUGGGUCUGGAGAACACAGCAAUGCUGUCAACAUCACAGUACAUGGUGGUGCUGUGAUCUUGGAGAGCCCCGCCCUUCCUGUAACUGAAGGAGAUUCUGUGACUCUGCGCUGCAGACAUGAAGACAAGAAAACGAAGGACACGUCCUCAAACUUCACAGCUGAUUUCUACAAAGAUGGAUCCCUCAUCAGGACUGAGACGACAGGACAGAUGACCAUCCCUGUGGUAUCCAAGUCAGAUGAAGGGCUCUACAAGUGUAACAACUCUGAAGGAGAAUCACCAGCGAGCUGGAUGACUGUGACAGGUUGGUCUUUAGCCUCGCUGAGUAUCAGUCCCGACAGAUCUCAGUUCCUUGAAUAUAAGUCUGUCUCUCUGAGCUGUGAGGUUCAGGUGAGUUCUGCUGGAUGGAGACUGAAGAGGUACACAGUGACUGGAGUCGACUGGGGGUUCAAUCACGGUUCCAAAUACAUAAUCAAGACAGCCAAAACAUCAGACAGUGGAGUGUACUGGUGUGAGUCUCGGUCUGGACAACGCAGCAAUGCUGUCAACAUCACAGUACACGGUGGUGCUGUGAUCCUGGAGAGCCCCGCCCUUCCUGUAACUGAAGGAGAUUCUGUGACUCUGCGCUGCAGACAUGAAGACAAGAAAACGAAGGACACGUCCUCAAACUUCACAGCUGAUUUCUACAAAGAUGGAUGCCUCAUCAGGACUGAGACGACAGGACAGAUGACCAUCCCUGCAGUAUCCAAGUCAGAUGAAGGGCUCUACAAGUGUAACAACUCUGAAGGAGAAUCACCAGCGAGCUGGAUGACUGUGACAGGCCCAUGGCCUGUGUGGUCCGAGUCUCUGCCCAGGCUGCUGUGUAAUCUACUGGUGGUGUCUCCCUACCUGCUGGUGACCAUCGUACUGCUGGUGAAAUGCCGUAGGCGCCGGGCUCAAGGUGAGGACCCUCAACCAUGA
This is a messenger RNA of Salvelinus namaycush (lake trout), 1215 nucleotides long. Its product is annotated as high affinity immunoglobulin gamma Fc receptor I-like. Lineage: Eukaryota; Metazoa; Chordata; Actinopteri; Salmoniformes; Salmonidae. The coding region runs from base 1 to 1215 and encodes 404 amino acids. The transcript is spliced from 6 exons. Gene Ontology annotation, molecular function: transmembrane signaling receptor activity. The record is from RefSeq and is a predicted model, not a curated record. Gene Ontology annotation, biological process: cell surface receptor signaling pathway.